Amphimedon queenslandica is the source of this 3989-nucleotide messenger RNA. RefSeq names its product death-inducer obliterator 1-like. Gene Ontology annotation, cellular component: nucleus. Lineage: Eukaryota; Metazoa; Porifera; Demospongiae; Haplosclerida; Niphatidae. Gene Ontology annotation, biological process: DNA-templated transcription. The coding region runs from base 117 to 3893 and encodes 1258 amino acids. The transcript is spliced from 21 exons. The record is from RefSeq and is a predicted model, not a curated record. Gene Ontology annotation, molecular function: protein binding.
UGCACGUGCGUAUUUGAAGUGUGACACCUCCUAAAGUGAAGAGAUAUUCAUCAAAGAUUGAGUUCAAAGACACUCUUAGUGUAGAAGAAGUGAUAUUGAUUGAACCACGCCCACUCAUGGAUCAAGAUGAUGACCACGCCUCCUUUCCUUCUGAAUGGACUCUACCUGACCUGCCCAAGGGACCUGGACCUCCGCUACUAUCAACACAAUUUGAAGACAUUUUCUGUGGAGGGGACGUUGGUACGGUACCUCUCAUUGGACUGGCUGAUGAUGAGGACAUUAACAAGACACUGGUACAAGAGGGAAACAAUGGAUCAGCUGAUCCUGGUACCACUGGAACCGAGCUGAUAUCAAGUAUUGAAGAGACGUUGGAAAUGACACCACCUCCAGGAGGAUUUGACUCUGUACAAGAUAAUAACAACCAAGUUCUUGUUAGUGAUAAAGCAGAUAGUAGUACAGUAAUGAAGGAAGAUGGGGAGAGUGUUACUCCUUUACCAGCUCCUGAUGAACUGGUAAGUACUACCAGCGAGAGGAAGGAGGAGGAGGAGGAGGGGGAGGGUGUGUCUGAGGAGGUGACCACUUUCAGACGCUCCAAGAGACUGAGGUCAAGAACCAGCGAACAAAAUGAAGUACCUUUACCAGCUAAGAAACCAAAGAAUACCUCAAGCAUACCUCAAGAACCUUCUGGAACCACUGACGGACGUAAGAGGACGGUAAAAGUUAAAGAGGAGCAAAGUCAGCAAACUGAUGAACAGUGCGAAUCCAAUAAUAAUGAAGAAGACACACCUUCUGAUAAUAAUAAUAAUGAUGAUGAAGGAGUUGGUUCAUCAUCUUCAUCAUCAGAAGAGGAAGAGGAAGAGGACAGUGAUGAUCCUGACAAGGUUUGGUGUAUCUGUAAACAGCCUCAUAAUGACAGGUUCAUGAUUUGUUGUGAUCGUUGUGGUGAGUGGUACCACGGUGACUGCGUUGGUAUCAGUGUGGCCGAGGGGAAGAGGAUGGAAAGGAACGGGCAGGACUACCUCUGUAUCAACUGUAACGAUAAUGAAGUUGCUUCAAAGGCUGAGAAAGCAAAGAGCAGAAGCAUGAGGUUAUCAAGAAGAGAAGAGCUAAGGACCAAACAGAUCAACCAGCUGUUAGAAAAGAGAGGACAGGCAGCAUCAUCAGGUAACGUAAAGAGCUCUCAACCAGUCAAACCAGUUAAACAGGAAAAAUGUACUUGUGGUGGUCCAGGGUGUGACAGAUCAGCCAUUACCAGUAACAUCUACUGCAGUGAAGGAUGCAUUAAGAAACAUAUUGAGUUCAGUUUAAAGAAGCUCUCCAUCCUCGGCCUGUCCCACGGAACUGGGUCUGAACUGGGCAAAGGAUCAGGUGGUGUUACUGUAGUGGAUACAAGGAGCAAGAAGAUACUGACUGGUCUGGCAGCCCCUAGUGAGAAGUCCCUCCUACCCUGGAUCAAGAACCACCCCACGUAUAAAGUAUAUGUACCAUCGACUAAAGUCCUUCCUGGUUCUAAAAAGGUUCCUUCCUCUCGUAAGUCUCAGGACGAGGACAGGAAAGAUGAUGAAUCCGCUGGUAGCAAGUUUAACACUGAAUCAGUUCGGAGCCACGCCCAAAAGGCUCUGAAACAGGUGCUGCAUACAAGGUCUCAGUUGGUACCAGAAGAAGAGAGACCAAGUGAUGAAGUGAUUCUUAAGUUAUCUAAGGACAUUGAACUGAAGCUAUACAACCUACACAACCAGGAAACGAAUCAAAAAUAUCGUGUCAAGUGCAGGAGCCUUUUAUUCAAUUUGAAGGACACAAAAAAUGAAGGUUUAUUUAAGAAGAUAUUGUGUGGUGAGCUCUCCACUAAGCAGCUGGUGAGGAUGAGUCCUGAGCAGUUGGCAUCGAGAGAACUGGCGGAGUGGAGAGAGAAGACAAUAAAGAAAGAACUGGAAAUGAUACAGGAAGUGGCCAAGGAAGAACUCCAAAUGAGUUCUGUGGUUCGUAAGAUGACCUACAAAGGAGAGGUUGAGAUUGAGAGGGAUAAUACGGUUCCUGUACUUGAUGUAAAGUCUCAUGAUGAAGUAUCUUCAACCACCAACGAACCAACUGGACCAGCUGGAACUAAGAAUGAGCCUAUUUACACACCACCUGCCGAUUCUCUAAUGUUCUCGUUACUGAAUGACACCACGUCUAAGCACGGUACUCAUGUAUUUGAUCAAAACUGUUCCAUUUGCACUGGGAAUGAACCAACUCAGUCUGUCAAAGAGGAAGAGGCUACUAAUGAUGAUGAUGAUUCAGUGAUCAAGAGUCCUGAUUCAAGGGAAGGUAUUGAUCAUAUAGUCACUUCUCCUGACUCACUGAGCAGACCAGCUGCUCCUCUCUCCUCCCUCCCUCCCCCUCUAUGGUCUGGUAAUAUCAGCAUGCAUGCCAUGCCUACCUUUUCAGCAGUUGCUUAUCAUGUCUCAGGAAGGGCCCAGGGACUCCAUGAGAUAUUUCCCCAGACUAUACAGAUAGUAGGAAGAAUAGCUCAUGCUCAGGUAUGGGACUAUAUUGACAAACUGAAGUGUUCAACAACAAAGGAGAUUGUCAUCCUAAGGUUUGAGAGGAUAGAGUAUGAGGAAAGGGAAUUCAUUGAAAUGAUGGAGUACCUCAUUCAUAAACACAGAUACGGUGUGAUGCAGUGCAGUGCUUUUGUUAAGGAUAUGUAUAUCAUUCCACUGUUGAGUAAUGAGCCAAUACCACCCCAAAUAAUGCCCUUUGAUGGACCAGGACUCCCUCCUACCAGACAGGACAUGUUCUUGUGUGUUAUAACUCGAAUUAAAAAUGUCGUCAUACCAACAACUGCCUCUCCACCAAAGAGGAGGCCUUCAUCACAUGUACAUGUACCAGAACCACAGGACGUACAUGUAACAGCCACUGGAACAGAGCGGAAACACAAGGUUGAAAUUGGAGUUGAUGGAGCCACACCUCCUGACACACCUACUGUACCAAUAAAAGUUUCCUUUUAUGGCGAGUCAAAGGAUUUUGACAAUAAACAGCAAGAAGAAGCUACUGCUGAAACCAAGCCAGUUCCUUCAGCUGGUACCAGUAGCGGCGGGAGCAUCAGCCAGUCUGGAAUACAGUCAAUCCUAUCAACACUGAGUGAUGAGAAACUACAGGAACUAGCAUCAGCAAUGUCUACAAUACAGCCGUCACAAGAGGGUGUGUCCUCACCAGGUCAGGCCCCGCCCACUGGCAGUGAGAGUGAGAGUAACGUGAAGCCAGUGAUUGGUCAGAGAGAAUCCAAACCAUCUCUUGAUGAACGACUGUUAGCAAUACAAACUAACAUUAACACUAAUGUAGUGACCACACCUACUGACCAGACUCAUUCUAAUAAAGGACCUGAACUUACUAAAGGGAUUGAAGGAGAGAGGUUAAGGGAAGUGGGUGGGGCAGGGUACCAGGGUGGGGGCGUGGCUACAAGCAGUGACCGAGGUGCCUAUUCUGCUGUACGGAGUACUAGUGGACACUAUUCAUAUACCAGUUACCAUGACAACGUCCCUCCUGAUCAACAGUACCCCCAUGAGUACUCAAGGGACUCUUACAAUGAAGGACCACCUCACAAUAGACCAUACCAUGGAGACCCACCUCACAACAGACCAUACCAUGGGGACACACCUCAUAACAGAGGACCUUAUGGAGGUAGAGAACCUUAUCAUGGAGGCAGAGGACCUUAUCAUGGUGGACAGUAUGAGGAGUAUUAUAAUGGACCUGAGGAUCAGCAACACUACUGGGAUUAUAGAGGAGACAGAUCCAAUAGAAGAUAUUCUCAUCAUCAUAGAGGAGGAGGAGGAGGAGGUGGACAUUAUGAUAGGAGGAAUAGUGAGGGAUCAUCUUAUCAUCAGAGGACCAAUAGGUGGAACAAUAACUGAAAUACAAUAACUAAUGAAUAUCAUUGUGUCAUUGUUUUUUUAUUUUUAAUAUUAUGAAUACAAUUCUCCUGUUUUGAGUGUUAAGCACUGACGGUA